AUGGUGGCGGAGGAGGAGGGCCCACGGCACGAGCCGUACGUUGAUGCCUCGUCCCACGGGACAGGGGGUGGGAUAGCGAACCAAGACAACGUUAACAGCAAGUCGGGGACCGAUGAGACGAUGGACACUGGCGACGAGACAUGCUACUACUAUAUGGCGGGGAGUGGUGAGGUAUACUACGUUGACCCCAACGCGGCGACGCAGGAGGACGGGCUCCAAAUGGAGGAGGAGGAAAAGGAGGAGGUUGCGGCGGAAAGGGAGCAGCAGGCGGAAGAGGGAAAUCUGGAACUGGCGGAAUGCCAAGGUGAGAAGGGUGUAGAAGGCGAUGAAGAGGAUGAACAACAGUUCAUAGAAGGGGCGCAGAAUGAAAAGGAUCAGGGCCAUCGUGAGGAGCAAAACGAAAAGGAAUACCAGGAGCAGAUAAUGAUCAAGGGGAAGGUAGUCAAGGCACUAGUCAGGGAGGAAUCCAAGGCGCGGAAGCGGCUGCAGGAGGACUCUAUGCUUGUGCUUGCUGAUAUCGGCCGUACGUACAGAGGCAUGGCGCGCUGCGUCACGACUCCCGCAAAGGCUGAAAAGGCGCUGCGCCAUGCCGCAAAAAAGUUAGAGAAGGAGGCAACGAAGCAGGGGCACGCCAUGGAGGCGGAGUGGAAGAAGGAAGUCAUGGAGAUAAACCGCACAUUCCGUGCAGAGAUGGAAGCGGAGGCGAAGCGUGCUAAGAAAGCACUGAAAUCUUCGUAG
Trypanosoma grayi is the source of this 738-nucleotide messenger RNA. RefSeq lists its product as hypothetical. The record is from RefSeq and is a predicted model, not a curated record. NCBI's taxonomy places the organism in Eukaryota, Euglenozoa, Kinetoplastea, Trypanosomatida, Trypanosomatidae. Bases 1 to 738 code for a protein of 245 amino acids. The transcript has a single exon.